UCAAUAAACAGGACAAGAGAGGUCACGUGUGGUGGGACAAAUUAAUUAGGCCCAAUAUACUGGAUGUCCUGGCUAAUAUGGGACAGUUGGCAACCCACUUUUUUCGCGUGAUUAAUGCCUGGUUGUGAUUUCUUCUUUGAGUUUCAGCCAAUCAUGGUGAAGCAACUCACCCUUUAACCAAUGAGCGUUAGGGUUGUGUUAUCGCUUUGGCUGCGCGAGCGCUCGCAGGGCGGAGCGACAGAGAGGUUUGGGUUCAGAUUCAGAAUGUGUGCAGGAGUUUGAGUGGAGACAGAAGAGAAAAUGAGACAGCAAAACAGCCGAUGGGCAAGAGUGUGCUGUAAUAAAACAGCGUAAUGGCCUUGAUACAAGCGGACACUAAUGGCAAAGGGAACGGUCUAAUCAAUACUCUGCAAAGUGGCGUCAGAAAACUCUGUCCAAGUUCUAAAACAGCUAACAUGCAGCCAAAGGACACGGAGUUCAGCACACAAGGUCUCCCAAAAGCUUUCCUUCACAGUUUACGGACUUUAUUCGAUAUUCUGGACGACGGAAGACGGGGUUAUGUGCAUAUAUCUGAGAUUGAGAGCCGAUGGCGCGGCGCGGAGGCUCGCGAUCUACCCGCGGGUGUUCUGGAGAGUCUAAGGCGCGUCGCUCCGCGUCACGGCUGCCUGACCUUCGAGCGGUUCGUCGCGGGACUCAGAAACGCGAUGUUCAAUCCCGAAAACGGCAGCAGAUCGAUCGCUUUAAACCACCAACAGCAGCUGAAACCCCAGCAGAGAGCCGUGCGUCCGCUCGGACCGAGUAACGGAACAAACACACUCCACAGCCGCCAGAACGGACCGCAGGACAGCUCUGUCUAUUCCGCGCUUUAUCCGGGGCUCUCGGUCGCAUCCCGGGGCUGCGGAGGACUCGAGAGAACGGACUGUUCGUAUCGAUCCGAUCCGAUACACAUCGGGAAAAACGCACAUCAGAUCCGAUCCAUUGAAUCGCUCGCUCUGGAAUCUCCUGAUGCCCAAAACACGGCAGAGAGCAGUGGUCUGCCUCGGUCAAAGAGUGAAACUAUGACAGGAUUAACACGAUCCCGACGACACACGAGGAGUUGCGACGGGCAGAGACGCCACACCAUCACAAAUGGAGUGGAUUAUGGGAUGCUGAAGCAGAUGAAGGAGCUGGAGCAGGAGAAGGACUCUCUGCUGGCUGGCCUGGAUGUGUUGGAGCGAGCCAGAGAAUGGUACCAGACGCAGAUCCACAGCAUCACUGAAACGCAGAGACACAUUGGCCAGAGCCGCCACUCCAGCGAGUUUUUGGCUGAAUCUGGUCAAAAUCAGUUGGAUGUUGUUCUGCCUAAACUACAGGACGUCACACGCUGCCUCAGCGAUUUACUCUCAUUCUCUGGGAAGACAUUCCCAUCCACCGGCUCCUCCAGUGCUCCUCCUGCUCCCGUGCCUCCUCAGGCCAUCCACAUACUGAAGGAGCAGAACCGGCUCCUCACACAGGAGGUGACAGAGAAAAGUGAGCGCAUCACUCAGCUGGAGCAGGAGAAAUCGGCUCUGAUCAAGCAGCUGUUUGAAGCUCGAGCUCGCAGCGCUCAUGAUAGCAGCGCUCUCGACUCCACCUUCAUCUGAUCACCAUCAGACAUCUCCAAUCACACCACACACUCAAUCAUCUGAGACCGAGAGGACCGGAUUCUCAGAGCCGUUUCAACAGUCCAAUCAAAACAUGAUUCACGGAGGAGCUCUCGUGAUUUCGCCUGAAGAACCCUACUCUGUCAGCUGAGACGAAAUACAUGAGACGAGCAGAAGAAUAAACUGGAUUUCAGUGCGGUUAGAUCCGACGGAACAGAUAAACACGUCAGAACGGAGGCUGCGGUUAAAGUUCCCUCCUGUGUAGUCAACAUGAACGGAACGUUUAUCUGAACAGUCGAUUAGCGAGGGCAGGUACUUAUGUAGACUUUUGGUUUUGGUUUGGUUUAUUUUAGCUGUGGUGCUUUAAUUAGUGUGCUGUUUUCUCUGAAAGAGUAGUGUUUUUAAAUUCCUCUCAGUUAAAGGACAUGUAAGGUAAAAAGGCUUCUUAAAGACGUGAUGUAGCACAAGCAGUGACAGAUCGUCUGUAUAAAGAUAGAAAAAGACUAAAUGUAGGGCAGGAUUAGUUCAGUCGCUUGUUGAUUGGAUGGAGGCGGAUGUGAAUGUGAACUUGCAGUAGAUUGUAAGAAGAGUGAACUAAAUAAUCAGAGAAAUCCUGCAUAGGCCAUUAGAGAGAAGACGUUAUGACAUGUUGAUUAAAAACCAUGAGGUCCAAAAAAAAGUUAUAAAUGCACCUCGAGAGCAUUUGAUUCCGUUCCAGUCAGGUGUGCUCCAUCUGGCUUUGAAUCUUUGAUUAAGAAGCCAUAUUAAGCUUCUCUCAGAAUAAUAAUAAUAAUAAUAAUAAUGUCAUUGCAUCUGUGACAUGCUCUCAGAUACCACAGAAAAUUUACUCUUAUGCCAGUUUAUAAAGAAGGACGUGUUUUUAAUAAUGGAAAUCAUUCUGGAGAGUUUAAAAGCAGAAACGUGAAGUUUGUUUUUGUUUAAACUCUUGGAUUCAUUCUUUAGUAAAGCGAUUGAUAAUUGAGCUGUUAAUGGCUCAUAAUGAUUGACAGCGCUCGUAGACGCCCUCUAUAGAUAUUAUGUUGAAAAUCACCUGAAAUAUUCCUUUAAAACUGGAUCUGCGUCAUUUUCACUCCGUGUCGCCGUUUCAUAUGGUGAGCUAUGGUUUCUUUCAUCGGGUUUAUGCUUUAUUUUUCACCUGACCGAUAAAACUAAAUUUCUAAGAUAAAAUCCCUGCUGGAUAUUUUGUGAUUUUAUGAACGACUACCGUGACUUCAUGGGAAUCAUUUCUGUAAAUGUUUCCAAAAUAUAUUUACUAUAUUAUACAGCCAUAUAUAAGCACAACAUGGCAUGAAAGUGGAUUUCGGAAAGAUCAAGAACUGGACGAUUGUUUUUCAGCCCUGAAGGUCAAACUGAGAAAGGAAGGAGGUUUGUGGACAUGUUUUACACUCAGCAGGAUUAUCAUCAGAUCGCAGUGAAUGUGGAGAAACGUUUGUUCAUCAACACCUUGACGAGGGGCACUAAAAAACAUGAUUUAUUUCAAUCCAGUGAAUCCUCAGUCUGUCCACUUGUUUUCUUUCCUUCCAAGUUUUGAGUGCCGUUGAAGCAUUUAUACCCGUGUGCUGGAUGAGAUUUGCUACUAACCUCUCCUCUGUAAGGCCCUGAUGAUCUACGCUGUGGCUCGUGGUUUUCAGUUAUUACAUGGAAUUAAUAAGCUGUCGAGUUUGCAGGAACGUGUGUGUCCAUGUUCAUGAUAAUAACAUCAUCAGAUGAUGAUUGCAGACGUAUAGUACCAGCGGAAGAGUGUUUUUCCCUUUCAUUGAGCUGAUAAUACAACAUUCACUGGAAAGAACGCAGUGUUUGUCCUCAAUCUGCAGGGAGCGAUGCUGAGCGAUGGUGCUUUGGAAAAAUGAUCCUUAAAUGAUCGUUAAGAGACUCUACAGGAGAACAGUCAAUGAAGCUGAAGAGCACUAAUGUCAUUAGAGGCUUUAUAUUUGCCGCAGCUGUGUGUUUUACAUGUGAAUCUCAUCAUACUGUUGAUUUAAUUCUCAACACUCCCGUUUCUUUUGAAUAUGUAAUCCACAACAAACUCUUCCAUUAUUAAAACAAGUCGUUCUUUCGUGACAUUCUGUUUUUGAGACAUUUUCUUCAGAAUCAAUUAACAUUUCGCUUCUAUAAGUUGUUUCUUUUCUCUUUUAUUGAUUUAUAGGUUAGUGUAUUACAUACUUUUUGGUUUUAAGUGACAUUUUCUGAAAUAAUAAUUUAAAUGUGCCUGUCUA
Molecule: messenger RNA, 3859 nt
Organism: Onychostoma macrolepis
Lineage: Eukaryota; Metazoa; Chordata; Actinopteri; Cypriniformes; Cyprinidae
Gene: sapcd2
Product: suppressor APC domain containing 2
Exons: 7
Coding region: 354-1622 (422 amino acids)
Source: RefSeq, a predicted model, not a curated record